GAGAGUUUCCGCCAUUUUUGAAAAUCGGGAAGGUCUGGGGCUAAGUGCAGUUGCCGACGCGAUGGCAGCCUUUGCCGUGGAACCCCAGGCACCCACGCUGGGAUCUGAACCAAUGAUGCUGGGUUCACCCACGUCACCAAAGCCGGGGGUUAAUGCCCAGUUCUUACCUGGAUUUUUAAUGGGGGAUUUGCCAGCUCCAGUGACUCCACAACCUCGAUCAAUUAGUGGCCCUUCAGUAGGAGUAAUGGAAAUGAGGUCACCUUUACUUGCAGGCGGGUCGCCACCGCAACCAGUUGUACCAGCUCAUAAAGAUAAAAGUGGAGCUCCACCAGUUAGAAGUAUAUACGAUGACAUUUCCAGCCCUGGACUUGGAUCAACACCUUUAACUUCAAGAAAACAGCCAAACAUUUCUGUAAUGCAGAGUCCUCUUGUUGGAGUGAUGACAACUACUCCUGGAACAGAUACUUUGUUGUUAGUGUCUAGAAACGGACCUGAUUUCUGGCAAAGUAUGUUUAGUCCAGCAAGCAUUGGUCAGCCACGAAAGACAACAUUAUCUCCUGCCCAGUUGGAUCCUUUUUAUACUCAAGGAGAUUCUCUGACUUCAGAAGAUCACCUCGAUGACACUUGGGUGACUGUAUUCGGGUUUCCUCAAGCAUCUGCUUCCUAUAUAUUACUACAGUUUGCACAGUAUGGGAAUAUCUUAAAACAUGUGAUGUCUAACACAGGAAAUUGGAUGCACAUUCGUUACCAGUCUAAACUGCAGGCCCGGAAAGCCUUAAGCAAAGAUGGGAGGAUUUUUGGAGAGUCCAUCAUGAUUGGUGUAAAACCAUGUAUAGAUAAAAGUGUUAUGGAAAACAGUGACAGGUGUGCUUUAUCAUCUCCAUCUCUAGCCUUUACACCACCAAUCAAAACCUUAGGUACACCAACCCAACCUGGAAGUACUCCUAGGAUUUCUACCAUGAGACCUCUUGCUACAGCAUACAAAGCUUCUACUAGUGACUAUCAGGUUAUUUCUGACAGACAAACGCCAAAAAAAGACGAAAGUCUUGUAUCCAAAGCAAUGGAGUACAUGUUCGGCUGGUAGUAUAGUAAGAGCUAAGAACUCAACUACAAAGGAGGAGGCUGCUACACUAAAACAGAGUUAGCAGAGUACUGCUGGGUUUCCUUCGGUUAGUUGUAUAACCACUCUUGGCAGUAUGGGAUUGCUAUCUCAUGCUUCCUUUAGAAGCCUUUUUCUUUAAGGAUACAGCGUAUUUGUAGCUUGCACUUUAAAAGAUGUUUGAGAUACGUUUUAAAGAAACAAAAAAUCCCUGUAAAUAGGAUUUUGUGCUUUCUGGGAUAGUGCAUGCUUAGCACAAAAAACUCAGCAUUGAUUACUAUAAAUUAUAUAAUUGAGUUUGUGGUGAGGCUUUGUAGUCUUCAUGAGUUGGUGGGGUGAAUUUCAUGAAGAGUAACUGUACAGUUGCUUCUAACAAGACACAAAGAUAACUAACAAUUUGAAUUAUGGUCUUUUAAUUUAGAUAGUAUUUAAUAUUUUAAUUAUCCUUGUUUGUAUCUGUCCUGUUGUGGAUUGUCAUCUUUCAGUAUUCUAAAACCAAAACAGUCUUUUAAAAAAACCUGCUAACUUUCUUGAUAAUAAACUUUGUCAAUUGUACGUAUUGAA
Molecule: messenger RNA, 1663 nt
Organism: Diceros bicornis minor
Lineage: Eukaryota; Metazoa; Chordata; Mammalia; Perissodactyla; Rhinocerotidae
Gene: NUP35
Product: nucleoporin 35
Exons: 10
Coding region: 62-1084 (340 amino acids)
Biological process (GO): regulation of DNA-templated transcription; nuclear pore organization; NLS-bearing protein import into nucleus
Cellular component (GO): nuclear pore central transport channel; nuclear pore nuclear basket; nuclear membrane
Molecular function (GO): structural constituent of nuclear pore; phospholipid binding; single-stranded DNA binding
Source: RefSeq, a predicted model, not a curated record